AUGAGACACGACUGCUGGCCGCAGGCACCGCAGAGCUCCCCGAGCGGCCCCGCGGCCGUGUCACCGCUGCCUCCAUGGCGGAACCGGCCUGGCCGCCGCGCCGUGACCACUCGCAGCCUCCGCUUUCCCUCUCGUGCUCACACCACCAGAUUCAGGCUCCGAGAAAUCUUAAGCAGCACCACUAGGAGGAGAGUCCAAGGCUCCGCUCCCGCGCGGACCACCCCACAGCCGCCCUCCGCCGCCUCUGCCCCUCACGCUCGAGGCCGCCUCACGGCGCGCACCCCUCACGCAGUGCCGAGCUCCGAUUGGCUGCGCGCCCGCGGGGGCGGGACCGAGAGAGAGCGGCGGCCAAUCCGCGCUGCCAUGAGCGUUUCCCGCGGGGUGGGGGCUGCGCGCAGCCAGCGCCUGGCCCUGCUGGCCGCCCACCUGCAGGACCCGCGGAAAGUGGCCGCGUUCCAGCGGCUCUGCGGGGUGGAGGGGCCCUCAGGCUGGGCCGGCGCGGAGCAGCGGGGGCCGGUGGCGAACGGUGGCCCCGCGGGCGGGCAGGCGCAUCCCGCUGGGAACGGGGCCGUGCCCGGCGCGGCGGGAACCCCGCGGCGCUGGAGAAGGAGGCCGCGCCGAAACUCGCUGACGGAGGAGGAGGACGGCAGCCAGGAGUUCGCCACUCGCAGCCGCUUCCUCUACUAUCUGUUCAGCCUGGGCACGGAGCUGGGCAACGAGCUCUUCUACAUCCUCUUUUUCCCUUUCUGCAUCUGGAAUGUGGACGCCUGGCUGGGCCGGAGGCUUAUCAUCAUCUGGGUGUGGGUGAUGUACCUGGGGCAGUGCACCAAGGAUGUGAUCCGCUGGCCGCGUCCUGCCUCGCCGCCCGUGGUGAAGCUGGAGGUCUUCUACAACUCCGAGUACAGCAUGCCCUCCACCCACGCCAUGUCGGGCACCGCCAUCCCCCUGGCGCUGCUGCUGCUCAGCUACGGCCGCUGGCAGUAUCCCCUUAUGUUUGGACUGAUCUUGGCAUUCUGCUGGUGUUCUUUGGUUUGCUGUAGUCGAAUUUAUAUGGGAAUGCAUUCAAUUUUGGAUGUUAUUGCUGGAUUUCUGUAUGCUAUUCUUAUCCUGGUUGUCUUCCAUCCAGUUGUAGACCUGAUUGAUAACUUCAAUUUAACUUACAAAUAUGCACCCUUAAUUAUCAUCAGUCUCCAUUUGGCCCUGGGCAUCUUCUCUUUCACCCUGGACACGUGGAGCACAUCGCGAGGAGACACGGCUCAGAUCCUGGGCUGCGGUGCCGGCGUGGCCUGCGGCUCUCACGUCAACUACAUCCUGGGUCUGCAGCUGGAUCCUCCUCCCCACACCUUGCCCUUGUCCCUGUCGUCCCUCAGCGUGACUGUGUUUGGAAAAGCCAUCCUGCGCUUGCUGAUCGGAGUCAUCGUUCUGUUGUUAACCAAAGUGGCCAUGAAGAAAGCCACGAUUCCUCUGGCCUGUAAAAUAUUCCGCAUCCCGCACGGCGACGUGCGGAGAGCCCGGCAGCGCAUGGAGGUGGAGCUGCCCUAUCGCUACAUCACCUAUGGCAUGGUUGGCUUCUCCCUCAUGUUCAUUGUUCCUUGUCUCUUCCACUUCAUUGGUCUUUCCUGAUGCAGUUGGAUCACCCUGAGUAGGUGAGAACUGAGCUAGUUGCUUUUUGAAGAGGUGCACUAGUUUGCUAAGGGAAGGCUGGCCAGCUUGGGUCUUCCUAUUAACAGCAAUACAAAGCAGGCAAAGCAUUUAAAGGGCUUUGCACAUCUCUGGGGAUGGUUUAGGGCCAGCAGUCAAGCAUCAGUCCAGGAGAAGUGCUGACCUCUGUAAAUGCUGUUUUUGGACUUAUUGCUGUAACCAAGUCUGUGUGUGUGAUGCAGUGACUGUGUCUGGGAUGACUGCCAGUCUGUACCUGCCUACACUGACCCUUCAGCAGGUGUGUCUGACAGCUUAAUCAGAAGGCUCCAUGCAUGAUCUGUUUGCCAUUUCACAGUAAUAAUUCAAGUUGUUGGACCAUAGACUGUUAAAUUUGCUUUCUUCUAUUCUUUCCUGAAGUCUUGCUUCAAGGUAUUUCAGCUAAUAGGUAUUUCUAACGGACCAAACUUGUAAUGAGGUUGAAUUUUUUUAAAUAAACAAGCAGAAGCCUUUUUCUUUAGCCCCCUUUGCAAAGAAAAAUGUCCAGAUUAGCAUUGGUAGAUAUCACUAGAGUAUAUACAAUUCAGGUACUGUAUUUUAUGGUUUAAUAACUGUGCCUUUCUGUUGCUAAAUUAAGAAAUGCCAUAUAUACUGUGAUGCAAAAAUGCCUAAUUUUUUUGAAAAUCCUAUGUAAUUAGGCAGAUAUUAAAAAAUGUUAAGAUUGUCCAUGUUGCUGACAUGGUCCAAGUUAACCAGAAUGUUCAGUUUUUUCCUGAUCAAAAUUGCAUAAAUGAAAUGACCCAGGAAUUGUGUCCUUGAGCUCAAGGUAUUGUAAAUGAACAGUAGUCCCUUUUGUAAGUAUUUUUAAUGUGUAUUGUAAGUUACUGCAAGAGGAUAUAUUUUUCUGGAGAUUGUUUAUACAGUGGAUGGAUAUUCAAAAUUAACUAUUUAAACAUAUAAACAAUAAAACCACCCCAUUCUGCAAAGAAAUGGGCUUCACUUAUUAUUCCAAAUUAAUCUAGGAGGACCAUUGCUUUUAGGUAUUUGGUUAGAAAAUAUAAUACUUAUUCUAGAAAAAUCUGUAUUUUUAUGCAUUGACAUACUAUAUUUGAAGGUGAUAACUUUCACCUGAUUUAUAUAGUUAUAAGACAAUGUAACAAUUAAAGUAACCUUGUAAUCAUUCUGAUUGACAGAUUGUCAUCAGUCAGGACAGAAAGGUCAAUGCAUGAUCAGUUUGUGAUGUCUAGAUUUGGCAGGAUUUUAUUAUGUGCUUUUGGGCUUUUCAUGAUCCUUUUCCCUUCAAGUGUAAUUUCAUGUGCCUUUUUUUCUGUUUCAUUUUGUCUUGUUCAUGUGUUGCCUGAUCUGUUCUUUCCACGACAGGAAUGGUUACUC
Molecule: messenger RNA, 3030 nt
Organism: Ficedula albicollis (Collared flycatcher)
Lineage: Eukaryota; Metazoa; Chordata; Aves; Passeriformes; Muscicapidae
Gene: SGPP1
Product: sphingosine-1-phosphate phosphatase 1
Exons: 5
Coding region: 1-1623 (540 amino acids)
Biological process (GO): phospholipid dephosphorylation; sphingosine metabolic process
Cellular component (GO): endoplasmic reticulum membrane
Molecular function (GO): sphingosine-1-phosphate phosphatase activity
Source: RefSeq, a predicted model, not a curated record